Molecule: messenger RNA, 1285 nt
Organism: Macroventuria anomochaeta
Lineage: Eukaryota; Fungi; Ascomycota; Dothideomycetes; Pleosporales; Didymellaceae
Exons: 7
Coding region: 91-1170 (359 amino acids)
Source: RefSeq, a predicted model, not a curated record
UCAUUACUCCGAGCCAGUACCUCCAUCGAUGCGAAAAUCAACGUUUCGCUCACUCUACUUCCACAUUGACGUAUCGCAUUCUUGGACACAAUGAAGCACAACGACACCAAAGGCAGCAUGAUUGGCUUGUCUGUAGCAUUCAUGAUACUUCCUUUGACAUUCAUGUGUCUCCGCAUCUGGGCAAAGGCUCUGGCAAAACGAUUUGCUUGGGACGAUUACCUCGCCAUUGGAGCUCUGUUGGUAUCGUUGUCGUGCUGCAUACUUCAGUUUGCAACUGCAAUAUACAGCCAUCUGGGACAUCAUCAGCUACUCGAUGCAGAUGGAAACCCCAUCUUGGACGAUCCAGGACUGAUCUUCUUCGAAGAGACGAAGUUCGCGCUGAACAUGAUCUCCAUUGUUGGUCUUGGACUCAUCAAGUCUUCGAUACUAGUCAUGUACAUAAAUAUCUUCGACGUUCGCAAGUUCCGGAUUAUCGUCUACGUCGUUCUUGCAUACGUCGUUGGUUGGGCCAUGAGCUUUACAUUCUCGCAUCUCUUCACAUGUUACCCCAUCACAGUCUUCAUCGAGCCAUACUACGGCAACAGCUGUGUACAGACAGUUCCAAUGUUUCUGGCUCUUCUCUACACAGAUGUUCUCGCCGAUUUCGUCAUUCUUGUGCUCCCGAUACCCAUGGUGUUGAGCGUCAAGCUUGAUAUGAAAAAGAAGCUGGCUGUAAUUGGCAUGCUAGUGCUAGGCGCAGCGGUUUGCGCUGUGAGCGUUACGCGCGUCAUAGCCACAUACUCCAUUGCAGAGGAAUACAUCAAACAUCCGGACGAUGUGAUCUACUAUACUGCGCCAGUGUUCUUCUGGACCAACAUCGAGCUAUCUCUGGCUAUAGUGUGCGCUUGCCUGCCAACACUAGGACCUAUCUGGUUCCACUUCAAUCCACGGCCCGCAACGACGCACACUGGCUCAGGCUACGGGUCGUCGAAGCUCCCAGGUACGAGAAACAGCAGUUUUGGUGUCAAGUACAGUGGUCUUGCUCGCAAACCGUACAAGGAGCUGGAGGAGAUGGAGGAGAUGGAGCUUACGCGUUACGAAGGGACGCCAUCGACAUCGUCCGAUCUCCCAUCCAUGACCAACGAAAAAGGCAUCUUGGAGGCUGUCACCAUCCAUCUAACGCUGGUAUGAGGUGCAUGGACAGCUAUCGGUCAACUGGCAUUCUCGUUUUUGAGUACAGUACGGAAUGAAUAUUGGUACUGUUGCUUUCGUGCUCAGUAGGGUCGAAAUGGAGGCAACCAUUCGG